CAUGUAAAUAAAAAGAAAUAAUAUAAGGUUGUUAGUUGGUGAUGCGGCACAUGUAUGGCCACCAUUCUUCCGAUAACUCACCACCACCACACGCCCAUAUCAUUCAUUUUUUCUUCAACUCAAUUAAACCCCAUAAUUUUUUUUUUAAAUUUGUGAAUCUUACGAUAAGCCAAAACCGGAAUUAAAGAUGGUGUUAAGCUUGCCGGUAACCAAGUCGUUAUUCCCGUCGCCAUGUUGGCCGGAGAGACGGCGGAAAUUCCAUUUACGCAGCAGCACAGUGCGGUGCGGAAUAGCAGAGGCUUCGGGACAGCCGGCACCGAUGGGGCAGAAGACCAAGUACAAGGACGGGCUGUUCGAGAGAGUGUUCAUGAGCCUCUUCUCGCGGAAGAUGGACAAGUUCGGGCGCGGAGGAAAAGCGGGGAUGGAGGAGAAGGGGCUGUUCGACUGUGAUUACGAGUCGUUUGUGGAAGUGUCGAGAGGAGUGAUGGAGGGAAGGAGUCGUCUGCAGCAGCAGCAAGUUGUUAGAGAGGUGCUCCUCUCCAUGCUCCCUCCCGGCGCCCCUGCUCAAUUUAGAAAGUUGUUUCCACCAACAAAAUGGGCAGCAGAGUUCAAUGCGGCAUUAACGGUGCCUUUCUUCCACUGGUUGGUUGGCCCUUCUGAGGUUGUGGAGGUAGAAGUAAACGGAGUGAAGCAAAAGAGCGGAGUCCACAUCAAGAAAUGCAGGUACUUGGAGAAUAGUGGUUGCGUAGGAAUGUGCGUUAACAUGUGUAAAAUACCAACACAAGAUUUUUUCACCAACGAGUUUGGCCUUCCAUUGACGAUGAAUCCAAAUUUUGAAGACAUGAGUUGUGAGAUGAUAUAUGGACAAGUUCCACCCCCCUUUGAGGACGAUCCGGUUUCAAAACAAUCUUGUCUACCAAAUUUUUGCUCCAUUGCAAACCCAAAUUCAAGUCUCUGUCCCAAACUAAAAGCAUGAUAUAUUUUGGUGGUUGCAACUAUCAUAUUGUCUGUCCGGAUUAGACCAUUUUUCAUCACAUAUUGUAUAAAUUCCAUCUCGUAUAUAUAAUAAUAUGGCUCUUCAUAUAGUACUACGAGAUAAGGUGGUAUUACUGUAUUUUUACAGACGUCUUUUUUUUUGACACUUGGGGUUUAGUAAAUAUGUAAGCAGAAUAAGGUCUU
Molecule: messenger RNA, 1179 nt
Organism: Salvia splendens (bonfire salvia)
Lineage: Eukaryota; Viridiplantae; Streptophyta; Magnoliopsida; Lamiales; Lamiaceae
Product: beta-carotene isomerase D27, chloroplastic
Exons: 6
Coding region: 188-976 (262 amino acids)
Molecular function (GO): iron ion binding
Source: RefSeq, a predicted model, not a curated record